AUGUAUGACACCUUCGAUGAACAGUAUGCUGCCACUAUAGGAAUUGAUUUCCUCUCCAAAACAAUGUAUUUGGAAGAUAACAAAACGAUUAGAUUACAAUUAUGGGACACUGCUGGGCAAGAAAGAUUUCGACUGUUGAUUCCGCUGUACAUACGUGAUCUGCACGUCGCUGUGAUUUGUUAUGAUAUCACUUCAAAGAAGUCUUUUGACAAUUUAACCAAUUGGAUUAAUGAUGUGAAGUUAGAAAGAGGAGAUGAAGUGAUUAUUGUAAUUGUUGGAAACAAAUCAGACUUAGGUAAUAAGAGGCAAGUUACUCAAGAAGAGUGUGAUGAAUUAGUAAAGAAAGUCGGGGCUAAAUUUGCAUUGGAAACAAGUACAAAAGCCAAUCAUAAUGUUAAGUUGUUAUUUAAGAAAAUUGCAUCUUGCUUGCCAGAUUUCAAUGAAGUAGAAGAGAGGAAUGAACCAGAAACUAUUGACGUUAACAUCGAGCAAAGUGAAAAUACCAGUAGUUGUUGUUAG
Dujonia railenensis is the source of this 519-nucleotide messenger RNA. The record is from the annotation of a GenBank genome assembly. NCBI's taxonomy places the organism in Eukaryota, Fungi, Ascomycota, Pichiomycetes, Serinales, Debaryomycetaceae.